GAAUCUUCCAUCUGUAGCCGCCAUAUGUGUAAACUGUAGCGCUCUCUUUCACCCCAAUGAAAGCUCCCUUUUGGGCGAUUGUGCUUCUCACUCUGUGGUGAGUUUUUUCGUGUGAGACUGGAAGUCACUUCGUCAAAAUCAUUCGUGGCUUAAAGUGCGGUUGCAGAUAAAAUUUUAUUUUAAUAUUUAAAAGUAAUUACUCAUAAGUAGGACUUUGCAAUAUCCCCUUGUGCUAGCGCAGUGAACAUGCAAUUCAGCGCGGUUGUUAUCUUGCUCGUGGCCACAUUCGCAGCCACGAGGAGCGAAGUGUUUUUCGAGGAGAAAUUCACGGAUGACUCGUGGAAGGAUUCGUGGAUAUACAGCAAACAUCCGGGAAAGGAAUUUGGAAAGUUCGUGCGGACUGCGGGGAAAUUCUUCAACGAUGAGGAGGCCGACAAAGGCCUUCAGACGUCCGAGGAUGCCCGUUUUUAUGCGCUUUCGACAAAAUUCACGCCAUUCAGCAACAAAGACAAACCCCUCGUCGUUCAAUUUUCCGUCAAGCAUGAGCAGAACAUUGAUUGCGGCGGUGGCUACCUCAAAGUCUUCGAUUGCUCCCUGGAGGAGAAGGAUAUGCACGGUGAGAGUCCCUACUUGAUUAUGUUUGGUCCCGACAUCUGUGGUCCUGGCACGAAGAAGGUCCAUGUGAUCUUCAGCUACAAUGGCAAGAAUCAUCUCAUCAACAAGGAGAUUAGGUGCAAAGAUGACGUUUACACGCAUUUCUACACGCUCAUCGUUCAGCCAGAUAACACGUAUCAAGUGCUCAUUGAUAAUGAGAAAGUUGAAUCGGGUGUUCUCGAGGAGGACUGGGACUUCCUGCCACCAAAGAAAAUUAAGGAUCCCGAAGCGAAGAAACCAGAAGAUUGGGAUGAGAGGGCCACAAUUCCCGAUCCAGAUGAUAAGAAACCAGAAGACUGGGACAAACCAGAGCACAUUCCCGAUCCCGAUGCCACAAAGCCCGAUGAUUGGGACGAAGAGAUGGACGGUGAGUGGGAGCCACCAAUGAUUGACAAUCCCGAAUAUAAGGGCGAAUGGGCACCAAAGCAAAUUGAUAAUCCAAACUACAAGGGUGUGUGGAAGCAUCCCGAAAUCGACAACCCCGAAUACACCCCAGAUGAGAAUCUCUACUUGCGCGAAGAAGUGUGCGCCGUGGGUUUGGACCUGUGGCAAGUGAAGUCAGGCACAAUCUUCGACAAUUUCCUCAUCACAGAUGAUCUCACGUAUGCCGCCGAAGCAGCUGAGACUGUCAAGAAGACCCAAGCUGGGGAGAAGAAGCAAAAGGAGGAGCAGGAUGAGGAGGAACGAAAGAAGGUUGAGGCCGAAGCUAAGGCCCCCAAGCCAGAAGAAGAUGAUGAGGAUGAGGACGAUGAGGAUGAACCAUCAAUUCCUGGAGAAGCGGAGGAAGAUGAUGGGCACGAUGAAUUGUAGACAGACAAUGAAUUUUUUUCUCACAUAAAAAAGGGUGAUUCCAAGAUUUCUCUUUGAACAAAAAAGAAAUUGAAUACUGAUAAAUUUAUUUCUCUAUCUUUUCAAUCAGUCUUCAUUUUGCAUCAAAAAAGCUCAGAUUGAAGUUAAUUAAUAAUUUUUUUUUUUCGUGUGUGUGCAAAUUUACACACAAAAUUGGCAUUGCAAUUGGAUUUCUUUGUAAAAGAUCAUCAGGAAGCUAGAAAAUCAUUUUUUUUAUACACUAUUUUGUAGAAUGUAUAUAAUAAUAUGAAGAAAAAAACAGAAGCUGCUGUGGCUACAUAGAGAAUUUUGUUCUAAUUGUGCAACAAAAUUGAGUAAUAUUGUGAAAGUUUUGUUCGAGAAUGUCAGAAAAAAUUUUUAGUUCGCAUGGCUCAAAUAUGUGGAAAGUAUUUUUCUUGGUUUUCCAAUGCAUUAGCAGACCCAGUGUGGAUAAAUCUCACAAAAAUUUAAAAAACACAUUUAUUGCCAUUUAAAUGGAAUGGUCCUCUAAAAUCCUCAACAGUUUGUCUACAAUAAGCAUUUAAAUAUUACCUCUUUCUGGAAAAAAAAAUUAAUUUGAAGAUUCAAAAAAAGUGAAAAUCUAAAUGGAUUUAAAACUCAUAAAUUCCACACAGGCCAAUUAUAAUUUAUUGAAGCAUAUUAUAAAAAAAAAAUUUCAAAAUGACCGUCAAAAAAUAUUCCCUGUGUUUUUAUACGACAGUAAAAAAAAAUACUAUUACAAGUAAUAUAAAAUACAUUUAGAUUUAAAGUGUAUGACUGAUAUAAGAUUAGAAGUAAUUUGUAUUUUCUGAAAGAGCAAAACACACACAAAAAAAUGAAAGCGUGAUGAGUCAAAAUAAAAUAAUAAAUUAAUUUAA
Messenger RNA from Lutzomyia longipalpis, 2360 nucleotides. Its product is annotated as calreticulin. Gene Ontology annotation, cellular component: endoplasmic reticulum membrane; endoplasmic reticulum. NCBI's taxonomy places the organism in Eukaryota, Metazoa, Arthropoda, Insecta, Diptera, Psychodidae. Bases 247 to 1464 code for a protein of 405 amino acids. Gene Ontology annotation, molecular function: calcium ion binding. The transcript is spliced from 4 exons. The record is from RefSeq and is a predicted model, not a curated record. Gene Ontology annotation, biological process: protein folding.